Molecule: messenger RNA, 3345 nt
Organism: Centruroides sculpturatus (bark scorpion)
Lineage: Eukaryota; Metazoa; Arthropoda; Arachnida; Scorpiones; Buthidae
Exons: 26
Coding region: 4-3345 (1113 amino acids)
Biological process (GO): octopamine biosynthetic process; dopamine catabolic process; norepinephrine biosynthetic process
Cellular component (GO): secretory granule membrane
Molecular function (GO): dopamine beta-monooxygenase activity; copper ion binding
Source: RefSeq, a predicted model, not a curated record
AACAUGAUUGCCAUCGGAAUUUUCACUUCGUUCCUUUUAUUUUCGUCUCCGAUUUCUGCGGAAAACUGGAAACGAUAUUUAAAAUUCGACUCUAAUUAUGAGCUUUGGUGGUCCAUGUACGACGAUUCCAUCACUUUCCAAGUGGAAGUGGCGACUAAUGGAUGGGUCGGAUUUGGAAUCUCCUCAAACGGAGGAAUGAAAGGCAGUGAUAUCGUCAUUGGAUGGAUUAACGAUAACCAAGCGAUAUUUCACGAUAGACACGCCGAAGGAAAGUUUCAACCGAAAAUCGACGAACAACAGGAUUGGGAAUUGUUAUGGCACGAGAAAAACGAUACUCAUACAAAGUUACGAUUUAAAAGAUUGCUGGACACGUGUGAUGACCAGGAUAUGGUCAUUACGGAAGAAACUACGAGACUGAUAUACGCUUACAGUCCCCAAAAUCCCAAUUCUAUAGAUGCAGUUAGUUAUCACGGACCAACCACUAGAGGAACUAAAAGUGUUUUUCUGAAAGAGGAAGUUGAACACAAAUUUACAGAGAAACCAGAAGACAUUUAUCAUUGGGAUGUUCGAAGUCCAAACGUUACAAUUCCGGAAGGAAGCGACACUGAAUACUUUUGUACAUUUAUCAGAGUUCCUCAUCUUGAUAGAAAAAAUCAUAUUAUAGAAUUUGGUCCACUUAUUCAACCGGGACACGAAGGCGUUGUUCAUCAUAUGCUUUUAUACGAAUGUACGGGCGUUACAAACGAAACUGUAUUAAAAUAUGCAGAUAAAUCAUAUCAUAGAUGCUACACUAAAAAUUUAGUUCCAAAAUUUCCAUUUUGUUUAACUGCUAAUUUAGGUUGGGCAUCUGGAGGUGGCAAAUUUUAUUUUCCUGAAAAUAUCGGUCAUCCUUUGGGUCUGCCUGAUGCCGAAUGGUUUCUAUUGGAAGUACAUUAUGAUAAUCCAUCAUUAAAAGGGGCUGUCGAUAAUUCGGGAUUAAGAAUUACAUAUACACCAAAACUCAGAAAAUACGACAGUUCGGUGUUAGGUACGGGAAACUUAUGGUAUCCUUGCAUGUUUGUGCCACCGAAACAGAAAGAAUUUGUCAUAUCUGGACACGUAGCUCCUUCUUGCUUGAAACAGCGUGUUCCUCCAGGAGGUAUCAAAGUCUUUAGUAUUUUGCUUCAUUCACAUUUCCUAGGAAGAAGGAUAAUUGUCAGGCAUUUUCGUGGUAAUGAAGAACUCGAACCGAUUGCAUCCGAUGUUAAUUACGAUUUUAAUUUACAGCAUUUUCGUAAGCUUUCGAAAAUUCGUACUGUCCUGCCUGACGAUCAUCUUAUUGUUGAAUGUGCCUACGAUUCUCGUAAAAGAAGCAGAGUAACCUUUGGUGGUUUAUCUUCGAGAGAAGAAAUGUGCAUCGUAUUUUUAAUGUACUAUCCAAGAAUAAGUUUAGCAUUGACUGCAAGUUGCCCUCUUCCUAAGAAUUUUCUUAGUUCUCUUGGAGUUAAACGAAUAUUUGAAGACGACAAGUUUCUAAUUUCUCCAUUUACUGGGAAGAAUGAAAGUUUCUUCGAAUUCCUUUACGAUUAUCCGUGGAACAAGAAUGCAAUUGAUGUUUCGAGAAAAUCCAUGAGAUAUAGUCCUCAACUGAAUCUUUGCACAGAUCGAGGAUGGAAACUUGUUCCGACCUUUAUUCUAUCAACUUAUCCGAAAGUGAAGAAAAGUUACGUGAAGCCAAGUAAAUGCGGUUUCAGAAGAAACAACCAGAAAAGGUUAGAUAAAGAAAACGAAAAUACUGAAUCCGAAAACGAAUUUGAAGAUAUUAAUUUUAUGAAACGUAGUUCCUCGAAUGGAAGUGUAAUUCCGUACCCAUUACUCGAUCAGUUCUUCUCGACUCUCUUCUUAAAAUCUUCAACAGAAAAUUGGACAAAUUAUUUAAGAUUAGAUCAUAAUUACGAAGUUUGGUGGUCGGUCCAAGGCGAAUGGGUCACGUUUCAAGUAGAAGUAGCCACAAGAGGAUGGGUUGGAUUCGGAAUCUCACCGAAUGGAGGAAUGGCAGGAAGUGAUAUAGUCAUAGGAUGGGUCAAUAACGGAAAAUCGAUAUUUUAUGAUAGAUUCGCAGAAGGAAAAUUCCAACCAAAAAUAGACGAGCAUCAAGAUUGGGAAUUACUUUUGUCAUAUGAAAAUGACACUCACACAAGUCUUCGUUUCAGAAGGACGUUUAAUACUGGAGAUUAUCAAGAUUUAUGUAUAAAUCCUUAUGAAACUAUAAAAUUGAUAUAUGCUUAUCAUCCUGAUGAUCCUGUUUCAGCUACUACAGUUAUGUAUCAUGGAACAAAAACAAGAGGUUCUAAAAGUACUUUACUGAAAAAAGUUGACAAAAUUGAAAAUUUGAACGAACCUUCGAAAGAUAUUUAUCAUUGGGAAGUUAGAAGUGCCAAUGUUGUGUUACCAGGUGAUAAAAACAGCGAAUAUUUUUGCACCUUCAUCAAACGUCCAAAGCUGAACAGGAAGCAUCACAUAACAGAGAUUUCUCCUUUGAUUAAACCAGAAAAUGAGCGAUUUGUGCACCACAUGGUACUGUACGAAUGUUAUGUCGAUGAGGAAAAACUGUUACCCUAUUUGGAAGAAGAAUAUCACGAAUGCUUUGAAGAAAAUUACGUACCAAAAUUUCUGUUUUGUUUAAAUCCAUCUAUAGGAUGGGCUGUUGGAGGAGGGACAAUAAAGUUUCCGAAAGAAGCAGGUUUACCAAUUGGAUCACCAGACUUGGUUUGGUAUCUUUUAGAAGUUCAUUACGACAAUCCUGGUUUCGAAAAAGGCAUCGUUGACAAUUCUGGAUUAUUAAUCACUUAUACAUCCAAACUUAGGCAAUACGACAGUUGGACUUUAACUAUCGGUACUUUAACAUAUCCUUGUAUAUUUGUGCCUCCAAAACAGAGAGAAUUUACCGUUUCAGGUCAUGCACAUCCUUCUUGUCUUAGACAGAGAAUUCCUAAAGAAGGAAUUAAAGUCUUUUCUUCUAUGCUUCAUUCACAUGUGAUCGGUAAAAAAAUAACUGUAAGACACUUUCGAGGAAAUGUGGAAUUGCCGCCAUUAAGUAGAGAUAGAAAUUACGAUUUUAAUUAUCAAGAAUAUCGCCUCUUACCUAAAGUACGCACUGUUUUACCUACUGAUCAUCUAAUCAUAGAAUGCACUUAUGAUUCUUCAAGAAGAUCUUCUCCAACUUACGGUGGAUUUUCAACGAGAGAAGAAAUGUGUAUAGUUUUUCUUGGAUAUUACCCGAAAAUAAAUUUGUCUGCAACUUUCAGCUGCCCUUCUCCCGCUAAUGUCCUGAAAAGAAUGGGAGUAAAAAAAGUUUCAGAGUAA